CAGCAGUUGCCUAUGGAUCCAGGUACCUGGGGGAACAAGACAGCCGUCACUGAGUUCAUUCUUCUUGGCUUAACAGAGAACACAAGACUGCACUACAUUCUUUUUGUUGUCUUCCUCUUUGCAUAUGUAGUCACAGUUGGAGGCAACUUGAGCAUCCUGGCAGCCAUCUUUGUGGAACCCAAGCUCCACACUCCUAUGUAUUACUUCCUGGGGAACCUGUCUCUGUUGGACAUAGGAUGCAUCACUGUCACUGUCCCUCCAAUGUUGGCUUGCCUCCUGGCACACCAGUGCAGGGUUCCAUAUGCUGCUUGCAUUUCACAGCUCUUCUUUUUCCACCUGCUGGCUGGUGUGGACUGUCACCUCUUGACGGCCAUGGCCUACGAUCGAUACCUGGCCAUCUGUCAGCCCCUCACCUACAGCACCCGCAUGAGUCGUGAAGUCCAGGGUGUGUUGGUGGGCAUUUGUUGCACCAUCUCCUUCGUCAAUGCUCUGACUCACACAGUGGCAGUGUCCAUGCUCAGCUUCUGUGGCCCCAAUGUGGUCAACCACUUUUACUGUGAUCUCCCACCCCUUUUCCAGCUUUCCUGCUCCAGCAUUUACCUCAAUGGGCAGCUAUUGUUUGUGGGGGCCACCUUCAUGGGGGUGAUCCCUAUGAUCCUUAUCUCAGUGUCCUAUGCGCAUGUGGCAGCUGCAGUGCUAAGGAUCCGCUCAGCUGAGGGCAGGAAGAAGGCCUUCUCCACCUGUGGCUCCCACCUCACUGUGGUCUGUAUCUUUUAUGGAACUGGCUUCUUCAGUUAUAUGCGCCUGGGCUCAGUCUCAGCCUCAGACAAGGACAAAGGAAUUGGAAUCCUCAAUACCAUCCUCAGCCCCAUGCUGAACCCAGUCAUCUACAGCCUCCGGAACCCCGAUGUUCAGGGUGCCCUGAGGAGGGUGCUCACAGGGAAGAGACCCCAGGAGUGA
Erinaceus europaeus (western European hedgehog) is the source of this 960-nucleotide messenger RNA. RefSeq names its product olfactory receptor 3A10. Lineage: Eukaryota; Metazoa; Chordata; Mammalia; Eulipotyphla; Erinaceidae. The coding region runs from base 13 to 960 and encodes 315 amino acids. The transcript has a single exon. Gene Ontology annotation, molecular function: olfactory receptor activity; G protein-coupled receptor activity. Gene Ontology annotation, cellular component: membrane. The record is from RefSeq and is a predicted model, not a curated record. Gene Ontology annotation, biological process: G protein-coupled receptor signaling pathway.